CAACUUUUGUAGAUAAGUAUAACACAUGCAUAGAGUCGUUGCAUUUAUCUUUUGCUUUGUCAUCUGUUAGAAACAAAUGUACUUUUUGCACACCAACACCUUUUAGAAAGCUGUUCAAUGUCGGUGAUAAACAGUCUGGUGCCAGCUCGUUUCCUAACUCUCAUCGCGCAUCUUGUGAUAGUAAUCAUCAUCUUCUGGUCCCGGGAGAACAGUGUCAGAGCCUGCCUACCACUGGACUACACUAAUGAAGAAUACAGGUCAGAGGACACACGCCUUGUUGUGGCGUUAUCGGUGACCCUGGGCCUGUUUGCUGUCGAGCUGGUUGGGUUCCUCUGUGGAGUCUCUAUGUUCAACAACAAUCAAGCUCUUCUAUCUAUUGGAUGUCAUGCAAGUGGGUCUGUGGCUUUGCUCUUCUUCUUGUUUGAGCAAUGGACCUGCAGCAUCUACUGGUGGAUCUUUGGCUUCUGUAGUGUGAUUCCAGCACUAUAUGAGAUGGCCCUUUUUGUUGUAGUGUUUGGAUUUAAGAGGAAGCCUCUUUGAGUGUCUCUGCCCUCUUGGUUCAGGCAAGCUGGAUAUUGUCCUUCUAUGACUGACGUACCAGAAUAUGCUGAAACCCGUGUAAUAUUCACUGGCACAAUAAAUUGGUGUUUUCUAU
This is a messenger RNA of Carassius carassius (crucian carp), 655 nucleotides long. Its product is annotated as transmembrane protein 107-like. Lineage: Eukaryota; Metazoa; Chordata; Actinopteri; Cypriniformes; Cyprinidae. Gene Ontology annotation, cellular component: MKS complex. The transcript has 6 exons. Bases 118 to 540 code for a protein of 140 amino acids. Gene Ontology annotation, biological process: protein localization to ciliary transition zone; non-motile cilium assembly. The record is from RefSeq and is a predicted model, not a curated record.